CUCCGGCCGACCGGCAAGGCUAACGCAGGUCCGGGCCGCCACGCCCACGUGGAGGCCCUUCCGGCCCCGCCCCCUGGGCGCUCUGGACUCCUUUUCGACUUCCAUCCGGUCGCGGAAUGGAAGAGCCCGCUUCCGACCCCAGCCGUGCGGACGCGAAUGGCUCGUCCCCGCUCUCGGUCCACCCUUCGUGGCGCCCCCCAGCCGCCCAGCGCCUACUGUAUACACCGAGAGCUGGGCACUCGGGUUGGCUUCGAUCCCCACAACCCCGCCCAGGGCUUUUAGCCGUUGUUGAUGAGUGAAUAAGUGAAUGAAACGAGAAUGGCUUAAGUUCAUUCAUUCCUUCACCAGACGUUUAUUGUGCUCCUGCAGUGUGCCGGGCCUCGAGCCAGGGAGCAGAGCUUCUGAACUUUAGCGUCUGGUCCUUCAAAUGGGGGGACUGGGUGCCACCGUGGCACAUGGUAGUGAAUAAGCGGAAAGCCCAGUGCUGGGUGCUGGAACGGAUGGGAACUGACUCCAGGGAGACGAAGAGGCCAGGUGUCACAUAACCCCAGUUGCAGUCCAGUUCCCUCCAACUCAUGAUGACACCGUGGGUGUCAGAGUAGAACUGUGCUCCAUAGGGUUUUCAAUGCCUGAUUUUUUGGAAGUAGAUCGCCAGGCCUUUCUUCCAAGGCACCUCUGGGUGGACUCAAACCUCCAACCUUUUGGAUAGCAUCCAAGCACAUUAAUCGUUUGCACACAUAGGGACUUCAGAUAUCAAAUUAAAAAAAAAAAAAAGUUGGCACGGCAUUGAUUCUGACUCACAGUGGCUGUAUAGAAGUAGAACUGCCCUGUAGGGUUUCCGAGGCAAUAAUCUUUAUGGAUGCAGACCGCUAGGGCUUCCUCCUGUGGUGUGGCUGGUAGGUUCGAACCACCGACCUUUUGUUUAGCUGCCGAGCACUUAACCAUUGUGCCACCAGGGAUCCUUAAGAUAUCAGAUAAAACUGGUUAAAAAUCCAUUGCUGAUGAGUCGAUUCCAACUCAUAGUGACCCUACAGGACAGAGUAGAACUGGCCCAUAGGCUUUCCAAUGGCAGCUGGUAGAUUAGAACUGCCAGCCUUUGUGUUAGCAGCUGUAGCUCUUGAGAUAUCAGAUGGGGGAAAUGCUGAGACAUCAUCAGGAAGCCCCCAGAGGAGCAUCAACAGACCCUCCAGGGAAUACCUGACAGGCUUCCACAAGCGGAAGGUGGAGCGGAAGAAGGCAGCCAUUGAGGAGCUCAAACAGCGGCUGAAGGCAGAGCAGAAGAAGCUCCGGGAGGAGCGCCACCAGGAGUACUUAAAGAUGUUGGCAGAGAGAGAGGAAGCUCUGGAUGAGGCAGACGAGCUGGACCGGCUGGUGACGGCAAAGACAGAGUCGGUGCAGUACGACCAUCCCAACCACACAGUCACCGUGACCACCAUCAGUGACCUGGACCUCUCAGGAGCCCGGCUGCUCGGGCUGCCCCCGCCUGAGGGGGCGGGGGCCGAGGAGGAGGUGUCCUCUUUGGAGAAGCCAACCAAAGCCUUACCCAGGAAGUCCAAGGACCCCCUGCUGUCCCAACGGAUCUCCUCCCUCACAGCAUCACUGCAUGCACACAGGCGUAAAAAGGUCAAGAAGAAACACCCCCGACGGGCCCAGGACUCAGCUAAGAAGCCCCUGAGUGCCACUCGCACCAGCAAAACCCAGCGCCGCCGGCUGACAGGCAAAGCCCGACACAGCAGGGAGUGAGCCUGAGAACCAGGCCGCACCCAAGCUUCCACUGCCAGGACCUGUCCUGUCUCCCCUUGGCUCUCCUAGGUAGUGACUCCACGGCCCAAGGGUGGAAUGCUAGGACCCCUCAGGGGGCAAGUUGCCUCUGCCUGAGGACCACCCUUUGGAGCCAACCUUGGGGCGUGUCCCAUAUGUCUGCCCCUCUCCCAGCACUCAUCAGGUUGUGAAGCUACAUCCGUUUGUGGUUUGUUCACCCCGGCCUUGGUUCUGUGAGUCAGGAGUAGGCUUCUGGGAUGUAGAGAUGGUUAGGGGGUAGUGGGUCCUUCCUUAUUCUCCAGCAAUUUUCCCUGUAGUAUAAGCGUAACCAUUGGUAGAUCCAGAGCCCACCUGCUGGUCCGAGGAGCAGGCACCAGGCCAGGGUGGGUAGCAGUGACCAGUGCCAGCUCUGCCCUCAAC
Loxodonta africana (African savanna elephant) is the source of this 2181-nucleotide messenger RNA. It is a transcript of the gene NOL12, whose product is annotated as nucleolar protein 12. The record is from RefSeq and is a predicted model, not a curated record. Gene Ontology annotation, cellular component: nucleolus. Gene Ontology annotation, molecular function: rRNA binding. Lineage: Eukaryota; Metazoa; Chordata; Mammalia; Proboscidea; Elephantidae. Bases 1066 to 1743 code for a protein of 225 amino acids. The transcript has 6 exons.